Molecule: messenger RNA, 1737 nt
Organism: Lachancea lanzarotensis
Lineage: Eukaryota; Fungi; Ascomycota; Saccharomycetes; Saccharomycetales; Saccharomycetaceae
Gene: VPS45
Product: LALA0S13e02696g1_1
Exons: 1
Coding region: 1-1737 (578 amino acids)
Biological process (GO): vesicle-mediated transport; intracellular protein transport
Cellular component (GO): Golgi membrane
Source: RefSeq, a predicted model, not a curated record
AUGAACCUCUUCACUGCAGCUGACUUCUACAUUAAUCUAAUAACCAAUUCUCCAUCCAAAGGAUCACGAAAUGCGGUUGCAGAAACUCGAAUCCGGGCUCUACUACUCGAUAAACACACAACUGGGACUAUAUCGAUGUGCACCACACAGACGGCAUUACUAGAGCGCGAAAUAUACCUUAUAGACACAUUGGAAAAUGAGAACAGGGAUACCAUGCGCCAUAUGAAGUGUGUGGUUUAUGCCAAACCUACAGAUGAAAGUAUUGAACUGUUGAGGAAAGAACUUGCCAACCCAAAAUAUGGCGAGUAUCAGAUUUUUUUUAAUAACACUUUGACCAAGGCACAGCUAGAGCGUCUUGCUGAGUCUGAUGAGCUUGAGGUGGUCAAUAAAGUGGAGGAAAUUUUCCAAGAUUAUCAAAUUUUGAACGAAGACCUCUUCUCGCUAGAUCUUCCUUCUACCGAGCUUUUUACAAACCAAUUGAUCUGGGAUACGUCAGGUUUGCAUAAGGCCACUCAAGGUCUCACAUCACUCCUGUUGUCUUUGAAGCUGAAACCCCAGAUUCGAUUCCAAGCAGGUAGUAGACUGGCGUCGAAACUAGCUCAAGAGGUUCAACACGCGGUCCAGCAGAACGAAAGAACGCUGUUUGAUUUCCCUCAGAUAGACGCUCCGCCAUUACUACUCAUUCUUGACCGCUACCGCGAUCCUUUGACCGCAUUGCUACAGCCCUGGACGUACCAGUCUAUGAUAAACGAAUAUUUGGGUAUAAAACGCAACGUUGUUGAUUUAUCUAGCGUACCUGAAGUUGAGCCAAGCAUGCAACAAGUCGUCCUUUCCUCUAAGCAAGAUCCCUUCUUUUCUGAUACAAUGUAUCUGAAUUUUGGCGAACUGGGAGACAAAGUGAAACACUAUGUUUCUAGCUAUAAAGAGAAGACGAAUACGAACAGUCAGAUUAACACUAUUGAAGACAUCAAGCAAUUCAUCGGAAAGUAUCCAGAGUUCCGAAAGCUAUCGGGCAACGUCUCGAAGCAUAUGGCAAUUGUGGGAGAACUGGAUCGUCAGUUGCAGCAAAAGCAUAUUUGGGAGGUGAGUGAACUUGAGCAAAACAUAUCGUCGGAUCCCGGAAACAGCCAGAAUUACGAGGAGCUGAUAAAGGUACUAUCCAACCCCGAAAUUAGCAAUUAUUUCAAAGUGAAACUCGCGUGUAUCUAUUCUUUGAAAAAUCCUGGUGCUGCACGUACAUCUGAAAUCUCAAAGUUAUUGGAGCAACAAAUGAGCGCAGAAGAGGUUAAUUUCCUUCAUCAUUUCAAUAGUCUUUUUCAGACCCGUACAAGUUCAUCUCCAUCUGGUCGAGAAAGAGAAGACCUCAUCAGUGAGCUGGCCAAAAAAUUCAAUCAAAAGAAUCACCCAAAGGCUGAUAACGUUUUCAUGCAACAUGUUCCGGACUUGUUUACUUUCUUGAACGAUUUGUCGAGAAACAAAAUUCCUGACGAAAAGUUCCCAUUUUUAGAGACGCCAGCGAGUAGGUCGCCCGCUCAAGACGUUAUAAUAUUCUUUGUUGGAGGUGCUACGUUCGAGGAAGCUAGAAUCAUUCAUCAGUUCAACAAGACAAUCAGUGAAGAAAAUGAUGGGAAAAUAAGGGUGAUACUCGGUGGUACGAGUAUCGUUAACACAAAUGAAUUCAUGGACUAUUGCAGAAAUUCUGGUAGAAAAAGUACUGAUAUAUCUGAUCUCCUAUAA